ACCACUGGAAAUAUGAUACAGUUCAAGCAGCACAAGCGAGACUCAACCUUGUCAAUACAUUACUUAGUGGGAGAAGAAACACCACAAAUAUCUCUCUCUCUCUCUCUCUCAACAAGAACUGGGAAUAUAUCUUUGUAUAACAAAACCUGCCUUUUGAAAACCAGAUUGAGAAGUGUACUGUACAAUCCAAUCAACACAAUGAAGAGAUUACUGCUGUUAUCAGCGGCUGUUUUUCUCUACCUGGAUCCUGUUCUAUGCGAGAACGGUUCAAAUUCACUUAUGUCAGAUAUUACUAAUGUACUUAAAACCUUCAAUGCGUCACCAGUUGGAGAAGAGCCGUGGCUUUACAUUGACAACCCCUCAACCAUUGAGUACCUAUCUGGUGAUAUCAGUACUCUGGUUAUUCCAGCUGUAUAUAUCCUGGUUGUAAUAACAGGGCUUCCAGCCAACGCUGUCGUUUUGUGGAUGCUUCUCUCCAAAACCAAGACUUUCUCCACUGCAGUAUUAUACUUUAGCCUGGCCCUUUCUGAUCUGCUGUUUUUGGUCACGCUAACUUUUAAAAUCCAUUACCACCUCAAUGGCAACAACUGGACAUUAGGAGAGACCAUGUGUCAAUUGGUGACAGCCAGCUUCUACGGGAAUAUGUACUGUACCAUUCUCAACCACAUGUGCCUUAGCAUAAACCGCUACCUGGCCAUUGUUCAUCCCUUCACUUACAGAAGCCUUCCGAAAAGAAAGUGUGCUAUAGGGAGCUGCAUUCUGGUGUGGGCAUGCUUCUUUGCUGCCAUGGCGCCCGUUUUCUUCAUCACACAGAGCUACACUAUACCGCAGAUUGGGAAUUCUUUCUCAACCUGUCACGAUGUACUCCCACAUUCUGAGAAAAGGUUCUUGCUCAAAUUCUACUCUGUGCUCUUACCAGUGUGGGGAUUUUUUAUACCCCUCAUAGUCGCUUCGUUCUGCUACAUUUCAAUUCUCAGGAAUCUGGACAAGUCUGAACAGAUCUGGUAUUGGUAUAUGAAAAUGACUGGGUUGUUCUUCCUCAUUUUUAUCAUUUGCUUCACCCCAAGUAAUAUCAUCAAUGUUGUUCACUAUAUCAGAUUGUACAGUAUUGGUAAAGACAACUUUUACAUUUAUUAUAACAUAGCCAUGUGUUUCAACAGCCUACACAGCAGUCUCGAUCCAUUCCUCUUCUUCUUAAGAACAAAAUCCUCGGGUUUACAUUUUCAUGCAUCAUCCAAUAGGAAAAUCCUCAGCACGUCUUAGUAACACAGCAAUCUGUGCAGAAGUUACCUGGAUAUAUGAGACAACAGCCACUUUGCACGGAACGAAAUCAAAUGCCAAAAAAAACAAACCGAGUCACAUGCUGUAGAGCAAGAGGCCCUGUAUACAUCAUGUAGAUACUGUACAUUUAAAGAAACUGAAUAUAUUCUGAAAAUGCUGAUAUUUGGAAUAGUAAUCUAUAUGCAUUUUAUUUAACUUGUUAUGCUUUUUUUGUAUAUGAAGUACCAGGAAAAAAAAAGCGGUUCUCACACCUUUUCCAGUGGUGACAAAUUUGAGGGGACUUGUUAUACUACUUUUCUGCAAAAUAUUUUUAUAUAUAUAUAAAAAAAUGAGAGUAUGGGGAGCGGAGAGAGCGAGGCGAAUAAGAGAAACAACUGCUAAGUAUCUGCUUAUUUGUUUAUUUCUAUUUGUUUGGCCAAUGUGCCCUUUUGUUUUGUUGUGUUUGUUUAAAUAUUUUUGUUUAUUUAUUUAAUAAAAUCAGCUGAGUGCCGUUGUGUUCAGCUUCACCCGCCAUCCACUGUUUUGUUUCUGUUACUUCCUGGUCCGUGACGUCACCACACCUCACCACUGCAAUCCAUCCUGCCACAACAGUAUUUCAGGUUAGAUACAAAAUAUCACAUUUAAAUGUCAGUUUUUUGUGAAGUAUAUGGAAAACCAUAUGUUAAUGUAACAUUAUUCAGUAGGUUUCAUUCGAUUUUAUGAAGCAAAAUUAGAUCAUUCUAUAAGGUGACGUAAAACUUUUGGCAAUAGCUGUGCACUGAAAACAUGUCACUUACAGGAAAGCCAGUGAAUGGUGCUGGGAACACAAGCCUAAGAUUCUGAAUGUUUUGUGCUUAAACAAAUACAAAUUGACCAUAAUGUGUUCAUCUGCAUCAGAUAAUGUGAGGUCUACAGUAUCAAGUGAUGGUAACCUGAGUUCUACUGAAAUUGUUUUCUGAUCUUUAAAUUAUCUGUGGAAACAUUUUUGAAAAUAUGGAGCAUGGGUCAAAGUAGACAGAGCUCUGGCCUCAAAAAGGGAACAUAAAGUACCUUGUUAAAUGAUGAGCACAUUUUGUUUAUCAAUUUAAUUAAACAAACUCCUGUAUAAUGACUGACAGCACAGUCAGAAGGGUUGUAUCUGAACUGAGGUUUUAGAUCUAUGGCCAAAACAUUUUGCAAUAUUCAACCCUGUUUACAACCUUCUUUUACACAAGUUAUUGAGUGUAUUACAUUGUGGCGUGCACUACAUUUGAACUUUAAUCUAGAGAACCACUAUGUGGCAAAUGCUACAUAAAUGGUAUUAAAUAUAUCAUUUUCUGUUCUUUAAUUAGGAUGGAUUAAACCUGGCCAGGUUAAAAUAAAUUGUUUGUUUGUGCCCUAUUUAUAAUUUUUAUCUCUCGUUUAGUUUAGUUGUCCAGGCUUGAGGGGGCAUUUUUCAGGGUUCAUUGUAUUAGGAUGAUUAUUUUUAGGCCUUGUCUUCAUUGAAGUCAUCUGGUUUCAGGCGAGAAACUGGGGAAACUGAGAUCGAUUCACAACCAAGGAACAACGUGCAGCUGAUCAUCAGACACACGGGAUGAGUGGCGAGACUCUUAAAUCUUUUCUUUUACGCCGAACAUUGCUGGAUUACAAUUGUUUUUUUUUCAUAGUACUAUGAGCGUUUGUUUUGAUACUUUAUUUUUUCUUGAAAAACAUUUUUUGCAAGUUUGUUUUUGGAGAAAAAUAAUUGACUGUUUCUGUUUUUUUUCUUUUGCAAUAAGGAACUUUAUAGCUCCAUUAAUUUACAUGGACUGGUUUCCUUUAUAUCAAUACUCUUGUUUUUGCUUUGAAUUGUACUUUUGUGUGCAAUAUGUUACUAGCAGUCUCCAGUGUUAAUGAGGUUAUUUUAGGUGUUGUUAUAUCUUUGCCGUGAUAUCUGUUUCAUUCAGUGUGGAGUAGUGGUUAGGGCUCUGGACUCUUGACCGGAGGGUCGUGGGUUCCCAGGAGGGGGACACUGCUGCUGUACCCUUGAGCAAGGUACUUCAACUAGAUUGCGCCAGUAAAAACCCAACUGUAUAAAUGGGUAAUUGUAUGUAAAAAAAAAAAAGUGUAAAAAAUUAUGUAAUUGUAUGUAAAAAAUAAUGUGAUAUCUUGUAACAAUUGUAAGUCGCCCUGGA
Messenger RNA from Acipenser ruthenus (sterlet), 3413 nucleotides. RefSeq names its product proteinase-activated receptor 3-like. The record is from RefSeq and is a predicted model, not a curated record. The transcript has 2 exons. Gene Ontology annotation, biological process: blood coagulation; phospholipase C-activating G protein-coupled receptor signaling pathway; thrombin-activated receptor signaling pathway. Bases 13 to 1263 code for a protein of 416 amino acids. Lineage: Eukaryota; Metazoa; Chordata; Actinopteri; Acipenseriformes; Acipenseridae. Gene Ontology annotation, cellular component: membrane. Gene Ontology annotation, molecular function: thrombin-activated receptor activity.